Molecule: messenger RNA, 2694 nt
Organism: Leucoraja erinaceus (little skate)
Lineage: Eukaryota; Metazoa; Chordata; Chondrichthyes; Rajiformes; Rajidae
Exons: 2
Coding region: 1-2694 (897 amino acids)
Source: RefSeq, a predicted model, not a curated record
AUGAAGAACAAUGACCUUUUAGGAUAUCCAUGCGGAGGAGAAAAGAACAACACUCAGCAAGAAAGAACACAACAUCUCCGAGGUAAUCCAGAAAUAAACAAGGAGAGAAGGGCACAACAGACACAGCCAGAAACAUCUCACUGUCUCCAAGAUAGUCAGAAUACACAGCGGGAGAGAAGUGCACAUGAGACAAACCAGGAGAGAAGGGCACAAGAGACACAGCCUGAAACAUCUCACUGUCUCCAAGAUAGUCAGGAUACACAGCGGGAGAGAAGUGCACAUGAGACGAACCAGGAGAGAAGGGCACAAGAGACACAGCCUGAAACAUCUCAGUGUCUACAAGAUAGACAGGGGAGACAGCGGGAGAGAAGUGCACAUGAGAUGCAGCAAAAAACAACUCAACGUCUCAGAGAAAAAUGUGAGAGGAAGGAGGAGAGAAGGAAUAAGGAGACACAGCCAGAAAGAACUCAACGUCUCAGAAAUCAACGAGAGAGGGAGCAAGAGAGAAGAACUCAAGAGACAGAGCCAGAAAGAAGGCAACGCCUCAGAAAUAGACGAGAGAGGGAGCAGGAGAGAAGGACUCGAGAGACAGAGCAAGAAAGAAGUCAACAUGUCAGAAAUAAAGGAGAGAGGGAGCAGGAGAGAAGAACUCAAGAGACAGAGCCAGAAAGAAGGCAACGCCUCAGAAAUAGACGAGAGAGGGAGCAGGAGAGAAGGACUCGAGAGACAGAGCAAGAAAGAAGUCAACAUGUCAGAAAUAAAGGAGAGAGGGAGCAGGAGAGAAGAACUCAAGAGACAGAGCCAGAAAAAAGUCAGCGUCUCAGAAAUAAACGAGAGAGGGAGCAGGAGAGAAGAACUCAAGAAAUGCAACAAGAAACAACUCAACAUCUUGAGGAACAUCAAGAAAGAAUACAAAUGAGAAGGGAUUCAGAGAUGGGAGAUGAAAGAACUAGAAGGCUGGAUGAACAACGAAAUGCACGACAUAUAAGGAGAAAUAUUAAUGCUGAUGUUGGUCAAAUGACCAAUGUUUGCCUUCAUUGUCGAGCUAAACACUUCUCAGCAGAAACAACCAACUUUUGCUGCAUGAAGGGUAAGGUCAACAUUGCUCCUCUGAAAACACUCCCGAAUGCACUCCUUAAUUUGUAUACAGGUGACACGCCACAAGCACAUGAGUUCCAAAAGAAUAUUAGACAAUACAAUUGUCUCUUUCAAUUCACGUCAUUUGGUGCCAAGGAAGUGGUGUCACAUGGAUGGAAUCCUUCAGUGAUCAUUCAAGGCCAGAUUCAUCAUUUCAUUGGUUCUUUGAUGCCUGACCAAGAUCAACAAAGUAAAUUCUUACAAAUCUAUUUCAUGGACCCGCAAGAUAGCAUUGGGUUGCGAAUGAGUAUACUCCAAGAUGCUGGUAUUCAAAGGGACACUGUUGAAAUGCUUGAAAACAUGAUAAGACUAAACAACCCUUACAUUCAUUCACUUGUGAUGGCGAUGGAAAGAAUUAGAGAUUUACCGGAGGCAUCAAUCGUUAUUGAUCCCAAUUAUCGGCCACCUUUCCAACAUGAACGGAGGUUUAACACGCAAACUGCAAAUGAAGUUGCCGUCAUCAUAGCAAGCAGUAAUGAGCCUGUGGCAACAUCACACCACAUUGUCUUGAGAAGAAGAGGAAGAGGAGGAGCAGAAGGAGGUCUGCAAAUCAUUUCAGAGUCCCAUAGGUCUUAUGACAGUUUUCAAUACAUCCUUUUCUUUCCACUUGGUGAUGACGGAUGGCAUUCACAACUCCAAAUGAGUACCGGCAGAAAAUUGACACUAAUGCAAUAUUAUGCAUAUAGGAUCAUGAAUCGUGACAAUGAAUUCAACCAGCUUUUGAGAGGAGGAGGACUCUUCCAACAAUACCUUGUAGAUAUGGCGGCUAAAAUGGAAGGUGAUAGACUGAAUUAUUUUCGCAUGAAUCAGGUAUCGUUGAGGUCAACGACGUACAAAGGACUGACGGAUGCAUUACAUGAUGAUGAUGACUUGGAAAACAUUGGAAGGCGCAUCGUCCUCUCUUCAACAUUUGUCGGUGGUCCCAGAUAUAUGAUGGGACGAUGCCAGGACGCCAUGAUGUAUGUUCGGAAGUAUGGUACUGCUGCAUUCUUCAUUACAAUGACCUGCAAUCCAAAUUGGAGCGAGAUUCGACAGUGCCUCUUUCCAAAUCAGCAGCCGUCUGAUAGACCGGAAUUAAUAGCAAGAGUAUUCGAGCUGAAAAGAAAAAUAUUCAUGAAGACCGUCACUGGACCAGAUGGCUUCUUUGGAAACUGUAUUGCUUUCAUCUUGACUAUGGAAUAUCAGAAGAGAGGCCUGCCUCAUUUCCAUUGUCUGCUUUGGCUUGAUGAAGCGAGUAAGCCAAGACCUCAACAAUAUGAAAGAUUUGUGCAAGCUGAAAUUCCAGACCCACAAGCAGAUCCUGAGCUGCAUAAAUUGGUACUCAAGCACAUGAUCCAUGGACCGUUCUGCAAGGCCACAUCUCGAUGUUGGAAGGAAGGAAGAUGCACCAAGAGAUUCCCAAAGCCAUUUGUCGAAAGCACAAUGUAUGGCGAUGAUUCGUAUCCUCUGUGCAGGAGAAGAUCUCCCGCAAUGGGAGGAUUUCAGGGACAUCAAGAAGGACGUUCUUUCAGACUAUUACUUCUAAUUGGGUUGUGCCCUAUAAUGCAGAACUAUUGA